CUCGCCUGUCUUCUGCGGGAAGCGCGGAGAGCGGCCGGCUGUCGGCGGUGCGUGCUGCUCGCGGCCCUGGAAGCCCCGCCGCGCCGGUCGCCGGGGCAGGAGCGGCGCCGGGGCUGCGCCCUCGAGGCAAGGGUGCAGGAUCCGAGCCCCCGCGAGGUAGAAGUCCAUCGUGCCAAUCCAUUGCCUGGUUGCAGCUUGCCUCUUCACUUGGCUUGAGAUCAUAGCCACGAUGCUGAAAAGGAUGACAAGGCUUGUCUCCGGGGCCCAGCAGUUGGACCCUGGACGUUUUUUGCACGGGGAGCCCCAGGCCCCCCAAAGCCUUGCUGCUCACCUGGAUAACCAGGUUCCAGAUGAGAGCCCCAGAGCCACUUCCUGCACCAGUGAGGCUGACCCGGCCCGGCACGGGGAGCAGCACGAGGGCCGGCACUACCGCAUCCCCCUGCAGGACCUCGGGACGGUCUUCCCCCACGGCCUGCCUCCUCGCUUCGGCAUGCAGGUGAGGACAUUCAACGAAGCUUGCCUGAUGGUGAGGAAGCCAGCCCUAGAGCUUCUGCGUUACCUGAAAAACACCAACUUUGCUCACCCAGCCGUGCGGUAUGUUCUCUAUGGGGAGACGGGGACAGGCAAAACCCUCAGUCUUUGCCAUGUUAUUCAUUUCUGUGCAAAACAGGACUGGCUGAUUCUGCACAUUCCAGAUGCUCACCUUUGGGUGAAGAACUGCCGGGGUCUCCUGCAGUCGGCCUACAACAAGCAGCGUUUUGAUCAACCCGUAGAGGCUUCGAGCUGGCUGAAGAACUUCAAAACUGCGAAUGAGCGUUUCUUGAGUCAGAUAAAAGUUCAGGAGAAGUACGUCUGGAAUAAGCGAGAAAGCACUGAGAAAGGCCGUCCUCUGGGAGAAGUGGUUGAACAGGGCCUGACGCGGGUGAAGAAUGCCACAGAUGCCGUCGGGAUCGUUCUCAAAGAGCUCAAGAGUCAGAGUGGUUCGGGUGCAUUCCGCCUCCUGGUGGCGGUGGAUGGCGUCAAUGCUCUCUGGGGAAGGACCACGCUGAAGAGGGAAGAUAAGAGCCCGAUGGCCCCUGAGGAGCUGGCGCUCGUGCGCGGCGUGAGGAAGAUGGUGAGGAACGACUGGCACGGAGGCGCCAUUGUGUUGACGCUGAGCCAGACUGGGUCCCUCUUUAAACCGCGGAAGGCCUAUCUGCCCCAGGAGCUGCUGGGAAAGGAAGGAUUUGAUGCCUUGGAUCCCUUUAUUCCCAUCCUGGUCUCCAACUACAGCCCAGAGGAGUUUGAAAGCUGCAUUCAGUAUUAUUUGGAGAACAGCUGGCUUCAACAUGAGAAAGCUCAGACAGAAGAAGGGAAGAAGGAGCUGCUGUUCCUGAGUAACGCAAACCCCGGGCAGCUGGAGCGGCUCUGCGCCUACCUUUAAGCUGCGGUCAUGGCCUGCCCGGAAGACAGGGGCCAUUUCCUGUCCCGGACCCAGUCAGACGGGACGUGGCCAGGACGAGUCAGCUCCCAGCCUUCGGUGAAGACUGAC
Molecule: messenger RNA, 1531 nt
Organism: Zalophus californianus (California sea lion)
Lineage: Eukaryota; Metazoa; Chordata; Mammalia; Carnivora; Otariidae
Gene: DAP3
Product: death associated protein 3
Exons: 13
Coding region: 230-1423 (397 amino acids)
Biological process (GO): apoptotic process
Cellular component (GO): mitochondrial ribosome; mitochondrial small ribosomal subunit
Molecular function (GO): structural constituent of ribosome
Source: RefSeq, a predicted model, not a curated record